Molecule: messenger RNA, 4056 nt
Organism: Scatophagus argus
Lineage: Eukaryota; Metazoa; Chordata; Actinopteri; Scatophagidae
Gene: nek8
Product: NIMA-related kinase 8
Exons: 15
Coding region: 410-2383 (657 amino acids)
Biological process (GO): protein phosphorylation
Molecular function (GO): protein kinase activity; ATP binding
Source: RefSeq, a predicted model, not a curated record
UUUAAGGUUUUUCUUUGCACUUCGUUACACAUAUUUGCCAUUCCUGUUGCGUGUUUGAAAAUGCGGUAUCAAGACAUGAACCUGGACGGCCAGAAGUCCGUAAAGCCUCAGUUUUUCCCCCAAAAUGUAACGGGAUCCGUCAGACGUGCACCGCCCUCAAACGAAGACAUGUCGAAAAAAGUAUUAAACAAAGUUUAUGAAGAUGCAGUAACGUUUUAAAAGCAUAUAGUGCAAGUUUUUUCGGCUACACUUUGUGUUGGCUUUGUCGUCGUUGUUGUUUUUUUCGAAAGUUUUUUCCGAUAUUUUAGACAGGCAGGUUAUAAAGUAUCUUUGAGUAAGGAUUGUUCACCUGUGCCGUAGGCGCAGCGAUGGGGCCUUUGUCAUCCUGAAGGAGAUCCCAGUAGAGCAGAUGUCACGGGACGAGCGUCUGGCAGCUCAGAACGAGUGUCAGGUCCUGAAACUGCUCAACCAUCCAAACAUCAUAGAGUACUAUGAGAACUUCCUGGAGGACAAGGCACUCAUGAUAGCUAUGGAGUAUGCACCAGGAGGAACCCUGGCUGAAUACAUACAGAAGCGCUGCAACUCUCUUCUGGAUGAGGACACCAUCCUUCACUUCUUUGUGCAGAUCUUACUCGCACUGUACCACGUCCACAACAAACUCAUCUUGCACAGAGACCUUAAGACACAGAAUAUUCUCCUUGACAAGCACCAGAUGAUUGUCAAAAUUGGAGAUUUUGGCAUCUCCAAAAUACUUGUCAGCAAGAGCAAAGCUUACACGGUGGUUGGGACCCCAUGCUACAUCUCCCCUGAGCUUUGUGAAGGAAAGCCAUAUAACCAGAAGAGUGACAUCUGGGCUUUGGGCUGUGUGCUGUAUGAGCUGGCGAGCCUUAAGAGAGCCUUUGAGGCUGCUAAUCUACCUGCCCUUGUUCUGAAGAUCAUGAGCGGAACAUUUGCUCCAAUUUCAGACCGGUACAGCCCCGAACUUCGACAGCUCAUCCUCAACAUGCUCAAUCUGGAUCCAUCCAAACGGCCUCAACUCAAUGAAAUAAUGGCUCUUCCCAUAUGCAUCAGACCCCUGCUUAACCUCUACACAGAUAUAGGCAACGUCAAAAUGCGCAGGAUUGAGAAACCACUAUCUGCUGUGCAAACUGGUCCUCAAGGUAGACCAGGAGGAAGAGUUCCUACCAACAGGUCCAGAGACGGAUCAGUUGGUUUAGGAUCAGGGAAGGUGCAUUCGCUCCCACUGUCCUCGGUGUAUACCUGGGGAAGUGGAAUCUCAGCGCCUCUCCGCCUGCCGAUGCUCAACACCGAAGUGCUGCAAGUGUCUCUGGGCCGCACUCAGAAGAUGGGGGUGACCAAAUCAGGCCGCCUGAUUACAUGGGAGGCUCCAUCAGUGGGGUCUGGCGAGGCCAGUCUGCCCGGUGUUGUGGAGCCGAUGCAGCCUCAGUUCAUUUCACGUUUCCUCGAGGGUCAGUCUGGAGUCACCAUCAAGUCUGUGUCCUGUGGCGAUCUUUUUACCACCUGCAUGACAGACAGGGGCAUUAUCAUGACGUUUGGAAGUGGAAGCAACGGCUGUCUAGGCCACGGUAACUUCAAUGAUGUAACACAGCCCAAGAUAGUUGAGGCGCUCCUUGGCUAUGAGCUGGUUCAGGUGUCUUGUGGCGCUUCCCACGUACUCGCUGUGACCAAUGAAAGAGAAGUAUUUGCCUGGGGAAGAGGAGACAAUGGUCGCCUCGGGCUCGGCACCCAAGACACCCACAACUCUCCACAGCAGGUGUGCUUACCUGUGGAAUUCGAGGCCCAGAGGGUGGUGUGUGGAGUCGACUGCUCCAUGAUUAUCAGCACCAAGCACAACAUCGUGGCAUGUGGAAGCAACAGGUUCAACAAGCUCGGGCUGGAUAAAAUAAUUAUUGGAGAGGAACCAAAUCCCUCAAAUCAGGUGGAAGAAGUUCAUUCCUACACCCCUGUCCAAUCAGCCCCACUCAACAGCGAGAGGAUAGUUUACAUUGAUAUUGGGACAGCCCAUUCUGUUGCUGUUACAGAAAAAGGUCAGUGCUUUACCUUUGGCAGCAACCAGCAUGGCCAGAUGGGCUGCAGUUCUCGUCAUAGCAGUCGUGUGCCCUGCCUGGUGCCUGGGCUGCAGGGCAUCACCAUGGCAGCCUGUGGAGAUGCUUUCACCUUAGCUAUCGGAUCUGAAGGGGAGGUGUACACCUGGGGCAAGGGGGCCCGCGGCCGCCUUGGAAGAAGAGAGGAGGAUUCUGGGAUACCGAAGGCGGUGCAGCUCGACGAGAGUCACCCAUUUGUGGUGACAUCAGUGGCUUGUUGUCAUGGCAACACUCUGCUGGCAGUGAAACCUUUGCUUGAAGAACCUGUCCCGAGAUGAUUUUGUCCUAAAAAUGAACCUGUUCAGUGUCGGUCAUGAAGCCUGGUGGCAGCAUGAGCUGAAGGAGAAACUGUCCUUUGAAUAACUCCCCCCCAGAGGCCCAUCACUUCUGCAGCUGAAAGAUUCCCUUUCACACUGCAGCUGUGGCCUUAAUUCUUCCUUUGUUUUCCACUGUGUAUAUUUCCUUUUCUGCUCCAGGAAUGAAUGUUUGCUGGGUUCAGUGGUUUCCAGCAAAGCUCAGGAAAAGGUCAGAAACUGUGUGUGUUGCAGCAGGUGUAUGUCACAACAGGUUUGUUAAAGGAAUGUUGCAACACUGUUUCUGAGGCUGGAUUACAGGAAGUCAUUAUGGAGCCUUCACACGGUGAACUAUUGUCCUUUCUCACGUGCAGGGUUAGCAUGAUAAAGACCAGUAAAAGUCAAACUGGCCUGAGCUCUCUUAAGCCACUGGUGAAUGAUGAUACAAUGCACAGAAAUGGAAAGAAUGAAAGCCUCUUGAGCGUUUAGUAGCUCAUCAGUCAAAUGAACCAAACACAUUAUUCUUGAUCCCAUCGUGAGUGGUCACAUUGUGCUUUAUUGGAUUAGUCCCUCAAUACGUUUGUAACCAGACAACGAUGUUUUGUCGAGGGUUCGACUGAGCAUCGUCUUAGUGACUUAAUGACUGUGGUUUAUUUCACUCCCUUGUUCAUUCAUUCACUGCUCCUAUGUGAGACACACCCAGUAGAUUAUAUAUAUGUUUAUAGCUUCAUCACUGACAUCAUGUGACAGAUUACCUUGUGGGAUUGUUAGAAGCUUUGUAUUUUUGCAGGAUUCUGUAUUGUAAUUCAGUGUGAACAUAUAUAUAUAUACACACACAUAUACAUAUAUAUAUUCAUAUAAUGUUUUCAAUGACAUGGUAUACUGUAUAUGUAUGUAAACUGAAAACAAAGUUGCAAAACAGGAGUGAAAAUGUCAUGGAUGAAUUUUACUGAAAUGAAAGUUUAAGCAAAUACACUUAAAGUGUCAAAAGUAAAAGCACUUAAUAUGAAGAAGGGCCCAUUUCAGAAUAAUAUAAAUUAUAUAAAUGCAUUAUAACUAUUGAUGCAUUAAUGUGUAAGCAUCACUGAUCUUGCAGCUUAUUUGUUGACUGUAUUUUGUAUUAAUAACCUGAAAGUAGCCAAAAGGUAACUAAAGGUAUCAGAUAUUAAAAAAAUAUCCUCUGAAAUAUGAUGGAAUAGAACUAAAAUGCAAAAAAAAAUGAACACAGUGUUUGUACUCAGAUUCUUUCUUCCUCUGGUUACUAAGAAGUGAAAUCUUUGCAGCACAUGAACAACCGUGUGAUAAAUCUUGUGUCAUAUGAGAAGAUGUUUUCACAGUUUAUUGUGAAGUCAGACAGAAUUUGUGAUGCACAAAUGAAUGUUUUGUUUGAAUUUUUCAGACCGCCUGAUGUUUCUCGUGGCUGCUAACGGAUGUCUGGAGACAAAAAAUUAAGCAUCUUGAUGCAUCUUGACUGGGAAGUUAGACUUUAAAAUUAAACAAGUUCUACAUCAGCAGGUUAAAAUUAAUAACUAACCUACAGCACAGUGCUGACUCUCUCAGUGACAGUCUGAUUACAUGUGCUUUGUUCUGCUCGCACAGUCCUCAUUAUCCCCGCAUUAAUCAUGCAGUCACACAUUAAUUUGUGUAAUUUUCACAGA